Messenger RNA from Siniperca chuatsi (mandarin fish), 3622 nucleotides. It is a transcript of the gene poli, whose product is annotated as polymerase (DNA directed) iota. Bases 434 to 2413 code for a protein of 659 amino acids. Gene Ontology annotation, biological process: translesion synthesis. The transcript is spliced from 10 exons. NCBI's taxonomy places the organism in Eukaryota, Metazoa, Chordata, Actinopteri, Centrarchiformes, Sinipercidae. Gene Ontology annotation, molecular function: DNA-directed DNA polymerase activity; damaged DNA binding. The record is from RefSeq and is a predicted model, not a curated record.
AAUAAAUAUAACACAUUUCGAGCCAUGACAGUUGAUUUUAAGUUAACAUACUGGAUCCGGUUAUUGCAGUUCAUUGUGUCGCAGUAAUCCCUCCACGUCGGCAGAUGGCGCCGCUGCGCAAAACGGAACUGAGACCUACAACGAAAGAGUAAAUUCAGUGUUUGGGACGCUUUCCCCACCGCAGCUACAGCAACAGCAGUGUUUUCUGGCAUAUUCAAAUCUACAAAACACACAAAAAACGUGCGUUGUUUGAUAUGGAUAAUAGCGAGGAAGAGGAUGAAACCGAGUGGAAGAACAGUUUCGCGGAUUCAGUCCCACUCAGCCCCGCUGCUGCUUCUGGUUAAGUCCAAGCCUCAGUAAGACAUCAGUACAAACACCUGCACACAGAGUCAUUCUUCAUUUUGACCUGGACUGCUUCUAUGCUCAGGUGGAAAUGAUCAGAAACCCAGCAUUGAGAGAAGUCCCUUUAGGUAUUCAGCAGAAAUACAUCAUAGUCACCUGUAACUAUGUGGCAAGGAAGCAGGGUGUCACCAAGCUGAUGUCUGUGACUGAUGCUAAGGAGAAAUGUCCUCAGCUGGUGCUGGUUAAAGGAGAAGACCUGACACACUACAGAGAAAUGUCCUAUAAAGUGACAGAGCUGCUGAUGUCCUACUGUCCACUGGUAGAGAGGCUCGGAUUUGAUGAAAACUUCAUGGACAUCACAAAGAUGGUAGAAAGCAAGCUAGCACAGACACCAGAGUCCAACAGCUUUUCAUUUAAAGGACAUGUCUACAACCAUUUCAGUGCAGAUGUUGAAGCCAGUGAUCAUCCGAGGUUGGCUGUAGGUUCACACAUUUCGGCAGAGCUGAGAGAAGCCAUCCGCAGCAAAGUGGGCCUGACUGGCUGUGCUGGCAUCUCCUCGAACAAGCUACUGGCCAAACUGGUGUCGGGCACCUUCAAACCCAAUCAGCAAACCACCCUACUGCCGGAGAACGUCAGCGACAUCAUGGGCUGCCUGAGCAGUCUCCGCAAAGUACCGGGGGUCGGUCACCAAACCGUUAAGAGACUUCAAGCCCUGGGAUUGGUCAGUGUCAAAGACCUACAGCUGUUCCCACUGAGUGACUUGGUGAGAGAGUUUGGAGGCCCCAGUGCUCAGCGCUUGAAGAAUCUGGCCCUCGGUGUUGAUGACUCACCUGUCACCCCUACUGGGGCCCCUCAGUCUCUCAGUGAUGAAGACUCCUUCAGGAAAAUGUCAUCAACUAAAGAAGUUUUGGAAAAGAUUCGAGAACUCCUGAGCAGUCUGGUGGAGAGGAUGCACAAAGAUGGCAGGCAGCCUCAAACCUUCCGGCUUACCAUCCGUAGAUACUCAGCGACCAACAAGUGGUUCAGUCGGUGUCCAAUCCCCAACCACCUGGGACAGAAGAUCACCUCUGGCAGCAGUGAUGACGCUGUGGUCCAGCUGGUCCCGUUGGCCAUGAAGCUCUUCCACAAGAUGAUAGACAGCAGCGCUGCCUUCCACCUCACCCUCAUUAACGUUUGCUUCAGUAACCUGCAGACCAGGGGAGCUGCUGUCAGCGGAAAGGGCUCCAUAACAUCCUUCUUCACACAGAGCACGUCUCCCAGAAAAACACAAAUCUUCUCAUCACAGAGCCAGGAUGAUUCCUCUCAGCGUGGGGCUAGUCACUGCAUGGAUCAUCAGUUCAGCACACAUAACUUGAUCACUCAACAUACCUCACAAAAGACAGUAACCACAAAAAGCGCUCGCAGCUCUGAGGCAGCAUUACAUGGCUUUAAAGGAAAACAGAGCCCUGUUGUUGCCGUAGACCCUCCACUUCAGAAAGUAUCCUGCAGCACAGCGAGGUCAGACCCUGAUGAAACUGAUAACACGGUGACACAUGGAUUGCCUCCGAAUGUUGACCCAGAAGUGUUCAGGCUUCUCCCUGAGGAAAUCCAGGCGGAGCUGUUAUCUCCUGCCUCCACAAACUCUCUCUCCAGCACUUCAAUGAGCUCAGUUGCAGUCGUUGAUGUCCCCCACAUAACAAUGAACAAGUCUCCACAGUCAUUUACAGACUCACAAAAUAUUAAAGACAUAAAAGAGGCUGUAAACACAUUGGAUCCAUCUGACAGAGUCCUGAAUCACCAGAGUCCUGCAGGCACAAGUGAAUUUCCAGGAGAAAACGUCAUGGAAGAAGGGAGACAAUCAUUCCCCAUGUCUUCUGACUGUGAGUUCCCAGGAAAUGUGGACCCUAAGGUGUUUUCUGAGCUUCCGCCGGAUGUUCAAAGGGAGCUGAUGUCUGAAUGGAAGCAACAGAAGCCGGCCCUGAAGACCCCUUCAUCCAGGAAACCAGGGAGAAGCUUGAUGACCAAAGACAGAAAGGCUGUAGGAAAAGGCAGUCAGGCAAACAAUUUGUUCAGGUAUUUCAAACCCAGUUAGAGAAGGACAUUGACAAGUUAUUUUGUUAUGUUGUUUUUCUUAAAGAAAAUCUCAUUUCUUAUUGUCGCGUUGUUCUCAUGUGAUAUAUAUAAAUAUACAGGGAGUGAACAAAUUAAAAGAAACCCUUAACACUGCUCUACAGUAGCUCUUUAGCAAGAAAGUAUUUGCUGAGGCUUUUUGUUUUUUUUGGUCACACUGCUGUAAAUUAAAAUUAAAAAGCUACACAAAUAAGGUGGACCACAGGUGUCAUAAAAAUGUUUAUGAAGCACUCAAUUAAUUGAUAUCUAAUUGAACAGUAAAAACAAGAUUUUAAUAAAAUAUUUUACACAAUUAAUAAAUAAUCCAUAAAUACGUUAACUAAAUUACUAAGUCAUUUAUUGAUGUGAUAUUUGAUGGAUUAAUGUAUUAAUUUGUAAAUUAUUUUAGUAAUUAUUUUAUUGCCCACUUAAGUAUCAAUUAAUGAAAUUAAUUGAAUUUAUUUAUGCAUUCAUUCAUUCAUUUGUAAAAUCUUUGAUUAAAUCCUGCCUUUAUUGUCCAUUUAGACAUCAAUUAAUUGUCUAAAUUAAUUGUGCUCCUCCAUACACAAAGGAGUAAUAUUAAGUUGAAUACCAGUUCACAGUAUGUGUCCGCUUCAAUAGCAUCAUAACACUAUUUACAUUUGUACAAACUGGCCAGUCACUGCCUGAUUUCUGAAGCAUCACUGACCAACGCAGCAACAUAAUGUGCAGUACCACUGAGGAAGAAAAAUCACACCAAAAAUAAGAAAAUUACACUGAAAAAAAAAAGGGGAAAGGGUUACAAUUAGAUCUACACUAGCAUUAACUGACACAGUUAAAUAAUUGAUCAAUGAUACUGACUUUGAUCAACACCUCUGAUAAACCCAGCAAAAACAGAACGCAGAAAGCCUGAGCUUGGCUGAGCUGGUAUUUAUUUCAUGUUUUUUAGUGAGGUGUGUGUGUUUUUUGUCCACCCCUGUAUGUCAGCGUUAAUAUGUAGAUUAGUUGCCUAUUUGGAAAUAAGAAUGUAUUGUUUAUAAAACAACUUUAAUAUUGAUUUCAAAACCUCGACAAACUGCUCGAUUUUGCUGCGCUUUGAACAUUAUGUGUAAAAUCUCCCUUCACCUGAAGUGACCUUAUUAUGUUACCCUUUGCAAACAUGGAUCAAAAUAAAUUGGAUCAAAUAAAUUCCAAAAUAUUAAGGGGACCUAAA